Messenger RNA from Notolabrus celidotus (New Zealand spotty), 3679 nucleotides. RefSeq names its product GTPase HRas. The coding region runs from base 337 to 906 and encodes 189 amino acids. NCBI's taxonomy places the organism in Eukaryota, Metazoa, Chordata, Actinopteri, Labriformes, Labridae. The record is from RefSeq and is a predicted model, not a curated record. Gene Ontology annotation, cellular component: plasma membrane. Gene Ontology annotation, molecular function: GTP binding; GDP binding; GTPase activity. Gene Ontology annotation, biological process: Ras protein signal transduction. The transcript has 6 exons.
GGGCGUGGGCUCUACACUCCUCAUCUCCUCUGCUCUCUGUGGAAGCACAUUGUUCAACGCGGGCUCCCUUCACCCAGAACCAAUGAAUGCUUUGGUGGCUAUUAGCUUCUGAAAACCAAACACUUUCCCGGAGAUAACAAGGUGCAGAUAUCUGUCGGCGGCGGGAAGCAGACCAAGAACAUUUUGUUUCGUCUUCAUUUUCCCAGCUGAGAGGCAACAGAGUUUAAGAUUUUUUUUUCUCUUCUCCUGUGGACGAAACGUCGCUGUUGUCGCUAAUUAGACCCCUGCUUGUUCAGUGCUCUGUGUGUGUGCGCGUGGUGAGCAGCAGCAGCAAGGAUGACGGAGUAUAAGCUGGUGGUGGUGGGAGCAGGAGGCGUGGGCAAGAGUGCACUCACCAUCCAGCUCAUCCAGAACCACUUUGUGGACGAGUACGACCCCACUAUAGAGGACUCGUACAGGAAGCAGGUUGUGAUUGACGGGGAGACCUGCCUGCUGGACAUCCUGGACACUGCAGGUCAGGAGGAGUACAGCGCCAUGAGGGAUCAGUACAUGAGGACAGGGGAGGGCUUCCUCUGUGUCUUCGCUAUAAACAACACUAAGUCUUUUGAGGACAUUCAUCAAUACAGGGAACAGAUUAAACGUGUAAAAGACUCAGACGAUGUGCCAAUGGUGCUUGUGGGAAACAAAUGUGACCUCCCUGCACGCACGGUGGACACAAGGCAAGCCCAGGAACUUGCCCGAUCCUACGGCAUUCCUUACAUUGAGACCUCUGCCAAGACACGACAGGGAGUAGAGGACGCCUUCUAUACACUGGUUAGAGAGAUCAGACAUCAUAAGCUGAGGAAGCUAAACCCACCUGAUGAGAGCGGUCAGGACUGUAUGAGCUGUCGCUGUGUGGUAUCGUGAUGCAGCUGACUGUUGCACAUUUAGAAAAAAUGCUACAGUGCGUAGCGGCAGCAUGGACUUACAGAAAGAACGAUGAAACAACUCAAUGAUGAAAUAUAAACUUUUUCAAAAAGAGGAUGAUCGAAGCAAAGGCCCUAAAGGACACCACCAGAGCUGACUGUACCAUGGACCUUUAUGGACAGGAGGAUUUGGACUGUUGCCUUAAUGGCUACCUGAACUCGCCUGGUCUGGCCCUAUUUUAGUUUUUGGUUCGCACGUCGACCUGAGAGCAACACCACUAAUGACUCUUUGUCGACUCCAGUGUGGUCUCGCUGGGUGGCUCCACAAGAUCCCUGCUAACUUAUUGUUUUCAGUCUCAACACUGGUCUUGAAAGGGGUGUCUCCGACCUCUUCCCACCUUGAAAAUCUAACCCCCCCCCCCCCCCCGCCUGCCCACUGGAAGGACUGACUGACUUAAAUGGAAAAGACUGGAAUGGACAUUUAGUUACCCUAACACCUCUUGCAUAGAUAUUCUCCUUAUCCCACUCUACAUGCCUUUGGUUUUUCUCAGAAGUCUGUGUUGUCCCUUUAUUGUACUGGAAACAGAGGGUGGAGGCUGACAUGGGAAAGUCUAUGAUUUGUUGUUGUUGCUUUUUAACAGUUUAAAAAAAAAAAGAAAUCUCAGAUUUUGUUUUUGAUACUGAACUUUUUUGUGAUCACAGAAUUUAAAAGUCACGGAGCAAUAUGUAAGAAAGGUUGUUCAUCUUAUGGAACCUGGUUUAACACUCUUCAUUAACCUGCCUGAUACAAUUUGGAUCCUCUUUUUUUAGAAUAGAAAAGUUCAAUUGAGAAUUUAAAGCAAGAUAAAUGUCCAGUAUGCAGUUCUCUACUUGUCUCUGCUAAGAGGUAUCGUUGUGGAAUAAUAAUAGUAAUGGCUAGUGUACGUAGGUUCAGGUGCAAUAGGAUUCUUCUCGGUUACCCAGAACAUUGGGAUCAAACCACCUCUCACGGCUACUAAUUUUCCUGUGUUCAUCUGAUUUAGAAAGGAGAGGUACCAUGCAGGAAAAUUAAGUUGUCAUCUUUCUUUGUAAAACUUGGAGAGGCCUGUCGAAAGGAGGAAAACACAAUGACUAGUUGCUUUUUCCUACAUUUCGUCCAACUUUUAUCCAACACAUGGUGAUAACAUCUUCUUCUUUUUAUUGCAAGAAACACUCCAUGUGGUUAAUAAGGCUCAGGAAUCAGGGUCCAGGAUGUCUCACCUAGCAGUCCUGUAAACCAGGGUUAAGGAUGUCACUGGUUAGCUUUCAGAGUGAAACACAUCUCUGCCUCAGAGUUGAACUUGAGUUUUUUUUUCUCCCCCACACACACACACACACCAUACUACCCUCAAACUGCUCUUCUCUCUCUUUAUCACCUCAGCUCUUAGAUGGAACAAUAACAGGUCGGGUGCUAAUCAUGUCAGAACCAGACUUACCGUGUAUGUAAGAGUGCAUAGUAUCAACUAGCUUGUGCUCUCCACAUCUGCGUUAUUUUGCUGCCUUAGUGGAAAAAGACAGCUCUGUAUUGACUUUGCCUUAUCUGUUUGCUAGUUUGUACCUCAUGUAUGCAGCGAGUUCUACCUGAGACGACUGUGUGUUUUGUUUGCUGCAUUGUUUUGUCUGUUUGUUUGUGUGCAACUAAGAAAAUGUCAGAGGUGUUUGAGUUCAAACAUGCGCUGUAUAAAAUUUGAAUGAGUCCCUAAAAACACUACACAGAUUAUGAAAAAAGGGUUAUCUACAGUUGCUAUGCGUCUGAACGUGAUCUUAUUUAACAUGACUGAAAAACGUACUAGAAUUGUUUAGACGGAGCCCAUUAAAAGCCAAUUGUCUUGCUACUAUUUUCGUAUAUUUAGAUUGGUACAUGUGAUGGUGAUCGAUUGCUAUAAAAUGUUACUUUUAAUUCAGAUUUUUCUUAAACAGUGUAGACGAUUUAUCAUGUUCAAUAAUAUGUGAAGUUUUAGAAACUGGCAGAUUUCGGCCCCCUGCUUCUUAUGCAAACCACAAAAACAUGGGACCUCUUCCAUCAGAGAAAAUCAAAUGUUCUUUUGCCAUUGCUUUUCUUUAAGGGAAAAUGAUUUUGUACAGCUAAAGUGACUUUUUCAUUCAUGAAAUGGCUUAAAGAAUCAUGAUCAGUCUUAGUAACUGUGUGGAUGGUAGUGGUCAAGUUGUUUUUAUCAGUUAACUGUUCAUUUCUCUGCUUUGAGCAGGAAUGCGAUCUGUGAAUGUGUUUGAGUCUUUAGAUCUUUUUUAAAAAGAAGCGUUGUGUUUCAAAUUUACAACAUUUGAGAUAAUGCAGAAGUUGGCUUUUUUCAUACUUUGUACUCAAACCUUUAAAACCGAAAGAUUGUGGUGUUUGUAACCUGUAAUGACAGUCCUGAUAGUGUUUGCUUGUCCUCUCCCUCUUUAAACAGUACAUCCAUGAUAAAACCACAAAAUUCCACAAAUCUAUGUUUCUGAAAUACCAUUGCUUUAGAAUACCCCCAUCAUGUCAUCACAGGAAACUCCAGCCAGCACACCACAAGUAUACAUGUCAGAAAACCUGGCGAGCAUGACAAAGACUGUAUGGACCAUUUGGGAGUUUUUCACAAGGACAUAGUGGGCUCAAGGGCUUGUUUCUCCCUUGCAAACUGUGGAUCUGGGGUGUUGAAGAAGAAUUUGUGAAAAAAUGUCAACUGUUUAGCUAUUUAAGAUGUAUUUACUCUUUGAACAUGUGGCAAAUGUAUUGCAGGACAGGAAUAAAGAUGUCAAGAUUAAAA